This is a messenger RNA of Conger conger (European conger), 3882 nucleotides long. RefSeq names its product ubiquitin specific peptidase 49 (gene usp49). Gene Ontology annotation, biological process: protein deubiquitination. The record is from RefSeq and is a predicted model, not a curated record. The coding region runs from base 942 to 3014 and encodes 690 amino acids. The transcript is spliced from 7 exons. Gene Ontology annotation, molecular function: zinc ion binding; cysteine-type deubiquitinase activity. Gene Ontology annotation, cellular component: cytoplasm. NCBI's taxonomy places the organism in Eukaryota, Metazoa, Chordata, Actinopteri, Anguilliformes, Congridae.
UUGCUCCUUAUCUGAGGAAAUGUUUUACAAAGCCGCUUUCACUUCAAACCCAAUCACAGAUAUAGUUACAUCCUAUUAAAAUGGUUCCCACUUCGUUAUCCUGAGACCGUUCAAGAGACAACAUCUCUAAAUAAAUUGCCUUAAGCCCUACCGCUAGAAUAAUUUCGGUCACCACCGAAAUCGGUGCUAAUUAAGUGCUCAGAGUUCGUUUAUAAGCUCUUCCAAUACUCGACGGAAUGAUCGACACUGCGCGUACCAAUGGGAGCCAAAGCUUGCAGGAAGAUUGAUCACUUUCACUCCAAUCACAGCGACCCGGGUUCGGGCUUCGAAUAGUUCGGUUGUCUCGGGGUCGGUGACAGCUCGCGCGUGUAGAUGAUGGCGGUAAAUAAAAGCUACACACUAUAAAAAUAAAUAAAACGGCUAAUAUGUUUCGCAAAAGAAAUAGAAUGGAGUAAUUGUUUCGGUUUGGUCAGCGCAUUUUACUGUCAUAGCGAUGAGCCUAUAACCUCUUAAAGUUAAGGGGUUUUUUUCUUUAGGAAUCAGUGACUUUAAUCUGGGUUGACCUCCUGUUGUUUUGUUCAGAGAAUAUCAUGAAAGUUGAUUUUUAAAAAUAAUAUUUUUGUAGUAACGUCGUUGUUUUUUUGGCCAUCGCCGGGAUACGUUCUGUGCCAGCGUGUUGUCGCCUACUUGAAGUUGACGAGUGAGUGUCGGAGAAGACUUUAGCUACGGUCUGAGAGAGUGGUCUUUGUUCUGCGCAAGCAUUUGACUGGAACAGUUGCAUGGGUCUGGGUGGCGCAGCAGUGUGUCCAAAAGCGUACUGAGGUUGCGAUGUUGACGCUGUUCUCUGGUAUAAAAGCGUCCUCAAGGCUGUUUUCACUCACAAGCCUUUGCCCCGCGCCUGGGCACGCGUCGUGAUCGAGAGCACAUGUGCAUGCGGAGAGAUGGAUCGCUGUAAGCAUGUGUUACGCCUGCGGCUGGCGCAGGAUCACUCCAUCCUCAACCCGCAGAAGUGGCGCUGCGUGGACUGCAGCACCACCGAGUCCGUGUGGGCCUGCCUCAAGUGCUCCCAUGUGGCCUGCGGCCGCUACAUGGAGGAGCACACCCGCAAGCACUUCCAGGAGUCCCAGCACCCGCUGGCCAUGGAGGUGCGCGAGCUGGACGUCUUCUGCUACGCCUGCGGCGACUACGUGCUCAACGACAACGCCGAGGGCGACCUGAAGCUCCUGCGGGGGGCGCUGUCCACCGUGCGCACCCCCGGCCGCCGCUCCAUGCGCUCCCUGACCUCCGCGGGCGACUCCCCGCUGCGGGGGCCGGAGGCGGGGAGGGACCGGGGCGGGACGCGGGCCUCCAUGCAGACGGCCCUGCUGCACCGCCGCCAGGCCCUGCUGGGGGGCGCUCUGCGCGCCUGGAGGGGCCGGCUGCAGGCCGAGCAGGACCGGCGGGAGCAGGAGGCCAACCGGCAGAAGGAGGAGCUGCGGAGGAGGCGGCAGGAGGUGAAACGGCGCCUCCUGGAGGAGCUGGCCAGCGUGCCGCCCCGGAAGAGCGCCCGGCUGCUGACGCAGCUGCCCCGCCGCACCGCCCUCAUCCCGCGCAAGUUCCGGGACCCCCCCGAGCGCGCGCCCCCGCCCUCGCGCCCCGCCCCCGCCCCCCUCCUGUCCCGCAGGCCCCUGGGGAAGGCCGGCAGCCGCAGGACGUUCCGCCGGUACUACUCCUCCCACGCCGUGUCGCGGCGGAAAGUGGCGCCGGGCGUGACGGGGCUGCGUAACCUGGGCAACACCUGCUACAUGAACUCCAUCCUGCAGGUGCUCAGCCACCUGCAGAAGUUCCGGGAGUGCUUCCUCACGCUGGACCUGUGCGAGACGGAGGAGCUCCUGGCCAAGACCAACCGUGCGCAGGGCGCGGGCGGCGUUUCGGGCAGCGUGCUCCCCCCCGCGGCCGCCCCCGCCCCGGCUCCCGGACGUCUGGAGAGGCUGGGCGGCGGCGGUUUGUCUGCGGGCAGCAAGCAGGGUCCCCCGCCCAGCCUGAGCGCCGCGGAGCUGGUGCAGCCCAAGGAGCCGCGCUCCUCGCCCCGCCAGCAGAUGUCGCUGUGCCACGAGCUGCACACGCUCUUCAGGGUCAUGUGGUCCGGCCGCUGGUCGCUGGUGUCGCCCUUCGCCAUGCUGCACUCCGUGUGGAACCUGAUCCCGGCGUUCCGCGGCUACGACCAGCAGGACGCGCAGGAGUUCCUCUGCGAGCUGCUGGACAAGGUGCAGCAGGAGCUGGAGUCUGAGGGCUCCAAGCGCAAGAUCGUCAUUCCCAUUUCCCAGAGGAAGCUCUCCAAGCAGGUGCUGAAGGUCCUCAACACCAUAUUCCACGGGCAGCUGCUCAGCCAGGUCACUUGUCUGUCCUGUAACUACAAGUCGAACACGGUGGAGCCGUUCUGGGACCUCUCUCUGGAGUUUCCGGAGCGGUACCACAGCAUGGAUAAAGGGGCUGGCUCACCAGCACACCAGCGCAGCUGCUCCCUUACCGAGAUGCUGGCCAAGUUCACCGAGACCGAGGCCCUGGAGGGGAGGAUCUACGCGUGCAACCACUGCAACAGGAAAAGACGGAAGACAUCCCAUAAACCUCUGGUUCUCACAGAGGCCCGAAAGCAGCUGCUCAUCUACCGGCUACCUCAGGUCCUGCGGCUGCACCUCAAACGCUUCCGGUGGUCCGGGCGGAACCACAGGGAGAAGAUCGGGGUCCACGUGGCCUUCGACCAGGUGCUGCACAUCCAGCCGUACUGCUGCACGGACUCUCUCUCCUCCCUGCAGCGAGAGGGCUUCACCUACGACCUGUCUGCUGUGGUCAUGCACCACGGCAAGGGAUUCGGCUCCGGGCACUACACUGCCUACUGCUACAACACCGAGGGCGGUUUCUGGGUCCACUGUAACGACUCGGAGCUGAACGUGUGCAGUGUGGAGGAGGUGUGCAGCACUCAGGCCUACAUCCUGUUCUAUACUCAGAGAUCCGCCGAAGCCACCGUGGCCUGACUCCGCCCGCCAUCCCCUGCCCGUCCACACGGUGGCGCUGCGCCUCCUCGCUGGCGCUGGGGUCUGCUGCUGCAUGCAGAUCAGGAAGUCCCCCACCCAGCAGGGGGCAGCGUGAGUGACUGAACAGUGAGUAGUACAGCUUCUCUGCAGGUCUCUCCACCAUGAAUGGACCCCACUGGCAGUGUCUGCCCCACACGCCUCAGUUUUACAGACAUUUUGAGGAACGUGUGAGGUUGGAGAGGGAAGGCACCCAAAGCCAAUAGAUCUUGGGCUGUGACGGCUUAUGAAUCAUGUGAAAGCCCAGGAAUUUGGUCGGUAAUUUUAGUGUCUGGGAGAUGCCAGUCGCCAUGCCUCACUGUCCAAGGUAAAACAGCUCUUGUGUGGGCUGAACAGGGAGACAGUGUGGCCUUUUUUAAUUCGGUGGGGGUGGGUGGGGGUUGUCCGGGGGUCACAUCACACCGAAGUGGGCAUUGGAGCAAUAUUUUAAUGACAUCAUGACAUAAUGACGGAAAGGAAAUUCAGGAAUUAUUCUUCAAACUUUUUACUGGAUUGUUUUCUACUCUGCUGUUUUUUUUAUUGGAGUUCUUAUCAUUGUCUUGUAGACAAGAGAUGUAAUAUUGCUGUCCUUGAUAUGGAAAUAAAAAUGGCUUCAUGCACUGUAAAUUCCGGAAAGAUCCCGUGGCAGUGAAUGUCCUGCUUAUCUGGGGGAGAUGCAGUUUUGCCGCUGUGCUGCAUUGAGGUCCAGACAGGCUUGUUUGGUGGCUGGCUGUUGGCUUCUAACCUCUGUCCUGUAUUGUAAAAGCACCAGGCGUCAGAUUCAGGAGCCAGUGGGGCUGCCUAAAAAAAGGCAAUUAAAAAGAAAAAAUUG